This is a messenger RNA of Hypanus sabinus (Atlantic stingray), 1138 nucleotides long. It is a transcript of the gene gmnn, whose product is annotated as geminin DNA replication inhibitor. The transcript is spliced from 7 exons. Gene Ontology annotation, biological process: negative regulation of cell cycle; negative regulation of DNA replication. The record is from RefSeq and is a predicted model, not a curated record. Gene Ontology annotation, cellular component: nucleus. Lineage: Eukaryota; Metazoa; Chordata; Chondrichthyes; Myliobatiformes; Dasyatidae. The coding region runs from base 109 to 801 and encodes 230 amino acids.
CCGGGCCCCGCCUCCCAGCGCGGGGUCACGUGACCAGGGGAUAUUUUAAGCUCGAGCCGAAGGCGGCAAGAAUUGCUCUGUAGCGUGAAGGCGCCGCUCGGUCUAACAAUGACUACAAAUAUGAAGCACAGAUUUGAUGCUGAUAACACCACACCUUCCAUAAAGAAUUUCACCAAUGGAGUUGCAAGUAAUACAUCACUAAGACGAACAUUGCAAGUAAUUCAACCUGUUGCUACUUCAGAUCAGCUUGUUGGCAGGUUAAAUGAGUCCCACAAGCAGUCUCCUAAAAGAAAGCACUGGAAUGAUGAUCAACCAAAGAGUUGCAAGAAAUCACGCACACAGAACCCUCAAGACUUUGCAGGAUGCAACAAUGAAAACUCAGGAACUGAUAUGACAAAAAAAGCUUACCAACUUCUUGUCAAAUCAAAUCCUCCUUCUCUAUACUGGAAGGAGCUGGCAGAGGAGCGGAGAAAAGCCCUUUUCCAAGUUUUGCAAGAAAAUGAAAGAUUACACAAAGAAAUUGAACUUAAAGAUGAAGAUAUUUUGAAGUUGCAGAAAGAGAACCAAGAUUUACUGGAGUUAGCAGAACAUGUACAGUACAUGGCUGAUAUGAUUGAGAAAUUAACUGGACAGAGCGCUGAUGAAUUAAUGCAGGAGUCAGAACAGGAAGUUGAAGAAACACAUGGUUCUGAAGAGUUGAAACUGGAAUCACAACAGGAAGCAGAGUCCAAGCUGACUACUGAACCUGUAAAAGAAUCUGAUGACAAAUGUUCCUUGAGAGAAUCUGAGGAAGAAGAUUAGGCACAAUCAUUUUCUUGACUGCUUGAGCUGCUGACACCAAAAGGGAGGGAGAUAUUAUUCCCAUUAGUUCUGGAAGAAAUUUCCAGUGAUGCUGCAAUGAACAAUGCCAGAUGUACAAACUGCCAUCCUUUUCAUUUCAUGGACCUUUGAUCUUGUGGGAAAUGUUUGAGUUGAUUGCAUAUGUUACCUUUUGUAGCAAUAUGAUGGACAAGGUUAUUAAAUUUGACUUUGGUAUGCAAAAUGCAUUCCAGGGAAAACUGUAUAUUUAAGAGCAAGUGCUUUUAGUCGAUGUUUUAGUAUGUACACUAAUAAAUAACUUGUAAAGUUUUUCACUUCA